Arachis duranensis is the source of this 1226-nucleotide messenger RNA. Its product is annotated as NAC transcription factor 25-like. Bases 18 to 1010 code for a protein of 330 amino acids. The transcript has 4 exons. Gene Ontology annotation, biological process: system development; regulation of DNA-templated transcription. Gene Ontology annotation, molecular function: DNA binding. The record is from RefSeq and is a predicted model, not a curated record. Lineage: Eukaryota; Viridiplantae; Streptophyta; Magnoliopsida; Fabales; Fabaceae.
UAUUCAUUCACUGAUCCAUGAUCAUGGUGGAUAAUAGCACAGAUUCAUCAUCAGGAGCGGGUGAUCAGCAUCAUCACCCUCAGCUUCCUCCAGGCUUUCGAUUCCACCCCACAGACGAAGAACUCGUCGUUCACUACCUUAAAAAGAAAGCUUCUUCUUCACCACUCCCUGUCGCCAUCAUCGCCGACGUUGAUCUCUAUAAGUUCGAUCCAUGGGAGCUCCCAAGUAAGGCAGCGUUUGGGGAUCAAGAGUGGUACUUUUUCAGUCCUCGGGAUAGGAAGUACCCGAAUGGAGCUCGGCCAAACAGGGCGGCUACUUCUGGGUAUUGGAAAGCCACCGGGACGGAUAAGCCUAUUCUCUCUUCUGAUGGGAACAAGCAGAAAGUUGGAGUCAAGAAAGCGCUUGUUUUUUAUGGUGGCAAGCCCCCCAAAGGUGUCAAAACCAAUUGGAUUAUGCAUGAGUAUAGGCUCACCGAUAACAAUAACAAUGCUUCUUCUUCUAUUUCAUCUAAGCCUCCUUCUAUCCCUCUUGAUCCACUCAAGAAGACUUCUCUCAGGCUUGAUGAUUGGGUUUUGUGCCGAAUAUACAAGAAGAGCAACAGCAGUAGUAGCAGCCUUCCAAUUCCAAGGCCAGCGUUUUUAAUGGAUGAAGAGAAGGAUCUAAUUUCCAUGGAGAACAGCAUGGUGCCAACUAUGUCAAUGUCAAAACCAAGAAGCACUUCAACAACAGGUUGUUAUGGACCCAUGGCACUUGAAAACGAUGACAACUUCUUCGAUGGUAUAUUGGCAGCAUCAACCGAUCAUCACACCAUGCAAAAUGGGUCUCCAGGGUCCUCAUCUUCAAGCAAGAGAUUCCAUGGUGAUCUUAAUAAUGGAGACAACACCUCCUUCGUUUCUCUUCUUAACCAGCUUCCUCACAACACACCGUUUCACCCAAACUCCAUUCUUGGCUCCGUGGGAGACGCUGUCUUGAGGCAACAAUUUCAACUUCCAGGCUUAAAUUGGAACUAAUUAAUUAAUUAAUAAUAAUAAUAUUUUGCGUUGCUUUGGUGGGGGGUGUUAUAAUUAUAUUAUAUUAAUAGGUCUCUUGAUCCAUAUUGUGUAGCUUAGUGCCUUAGUAUAUAUGUAGUUAUUCACUUUUGAAUGUAAUAACCAUAGCAUACACAAAUUAAAGAACAUACAAGAGUUUUCAUGAUCAUAACUAUAGGCCUAUAUUUUGAAACUGAA